This is a messenger RNA of Hibiscus syriacus, 1824 nucleotides long. Its product is annotated as protein WVD2-like 6. The record is from RefSeq and is a predicted model, not a curated record. The coding region runs from base 138 to 1520 and encodes 460 amino acids. Lineage: Eukaryota; Viridiplantae; Streptophyta; Magnoliopsida; Malvales; Malvaceae. Gene Ontology annotation, molecular function: microtubule binding. The transcript has 9 exons.
CUUUAAUCUUCACUGUUCCCUCUCUUCACUAUCUUCUUCCUUCUCAGAUCCUUUCGAUUUCCUUCACUAAUCUCUCUAAUUUUUCUUCUUCUCGGCUUCAUGAAGUUUUGAUUUGUGGCACGCUUCACGAGUGUGUGAUGGAUUCGGAAGAUAUCUUGUCUGUCAAUGCGAUUGACGAGGUUGCUCUUCAAAAGGGUGUUGUUAGGCAACUUCGGGUGUCUGAGGACGACAGUGGUAUUUCAGAUUAUGCGAAUGGGAAUGUUGAGAAAACCUCCGAGACUAAUUUGCAGAAUGAACAGGAUGAUAAUGGAAAAGCUGGGGAAGGAAGAGAAGAAGUGAAUGACUUUAUGGAUAGCAACGGAUUGAUUGAUUCAAUGGAAGGGGAAGUUAAAGAUAAUGUGAAGCAAACCAAGCCUCGUAAGGUUCAAGGCAAGACCAAGAACGAGAAGUCCUCUGGUCCCAAAAAAGUUUCUUCAGCUUUAGUGAAGAAAAGUAGAGAUGGAACAAGUGAAAAGGCAACUCCGACAGCUUCGAAUGGUGGUUCUCUUGCUUCAAAUUCACGUCCGAAACAACCUCUUCAAAGUAGAUCAGUUAAUGAAAAACAAGGCAAUGCAUCCAAGCAUUCUGAGAAAUCUGGUGCACCCUUCUCUGAAGGCACUAUGGAGGAACCCAAGCUGAAACCUCUGAAGGAAGGACCUAUUCAUAAAGCUGAAGGAGACACAGAGUCCUCAAGCCCCACGGAAGCUGAUGCCAAACCUCGUAGGUUUGGGACUCUUCCAAAUUAUGGUUUCAGUUUCAAGUGUGAUGAACGGGCUGAGAAAAGAAAAGAGUUCUACACUCAACUUGAGGAAAAGAUAAAUGCAAGAGAAGUAGAAAAGAGCAACUCUCAAGCAAAGUCCAAGGAAACUCAAGAAGCUGAGAUUAAGAUUUUUAGGAAGACUUUGAACUUUAAAGCAACCCCAAUGCCAAGCUUUUAUCAGGAACCUUCACCUCCUAAGGUGGAACUAAAGAAGAUACCAACAACAAGACCUAAAUCUCCAAAGCUUGGUCGGAAAAACGACUCAAUUCCUUUGGACUCUGAUGAUACCAACAAUAACAGUCACCAAUCGGGUCAGCUAAGUCUAGAUGAGAAAGCAUCUCAGAGCAUCUCUACCAAAGUAAUUUCUCCUGUCCUUGCCAAGAAGCCACUACGUAAAUCCCUUCCCAAACUGCCUUCUCAGAAGACUAGUUUAUCCAGUGCAAAAAACGAGGAUAAACCAUCUAAGGCAUCCGAUCAGGAAAAGGCAACUGCAUUGAAAGCAACCACUGCAGGGAAGAUAGCUUCAUCUAAAGCAUCUAGUGAGGAGAAUCCAACAUUAUCUGACGUGACAAAUGAAGAGUUAUCUCCAAUCCAACAGUGGGAGGCAGUUCCUACAGCUGAUUCGGGCGAAAGUAAGCUCAACAUUGACCGUGAACCAGUGUUUGGAGAGCAAGAACCGCCGGACAUUGUACAGGAGCCUAUUGCACUGGAGUACUACUAAAGCAUUGAGAUGGUUUUUAACUUUCUAAGUGGAUGUUCAUAAACAAAUCGCUCGACUUCAUUUUGCCUAAAUAAGGAUGUCUAAGGCUGAAUUGUUCGACGAUCAAGGUAUGAAAAACUCUACAUUGUGGCAUAUGAUGUUUUCUCCAUUCCUGUUUGCAGCACACGUACGUCGAUCUUUUACCAAAUUGUCAUCAUUAAUGUGCUUUAACGAUCGACUUAUUGAAUAUAUUUUGUAAAGCUCUGGAGUUGUUUUCCGCUGCCUCAUAUAAUCCGUGAUCAAUCAGGUGUAAAUUGGUAUUGUG